This is a messenger RNA of Penicillium roqueforti, 3375 nucleotides long. RefSeq names its product HMG-CoA reductase (gene hmg1). Bases 1 to 3375 code for a protein of 1124 amino acids. NCBI's taxonomy places the organism in Eukaryota, Fungi, Ascomycota, Eurotiomycetes, Eurotiales, Aspergillaceae. Gene Ontology annotation, biological process: ergosterol biosynthetic process; coenzyme A metabolic process; isoprenoid biosynthetic process. Gene Ontology annotation, molecular function: protein binding; hydroxymethylglutaryl-CoA reductase (NADPH) activity. The transcript is spliced from 3 exons. Gene Ontology annotation, cellular component: endoplasmic reticulum membrane; peroxisomal membrane. The record is from RefSeq and is a predicted model, not a curated record.
AUGGCUACCUCGUUCAUCACCAAACGCCUUCGCUCAAACGAGGAAGAGCAGAAUACUCAACCCAGCUGGAUCCGGCGUCAAGUUGUGUCAGGCCUCCAGUUUAUUUCUCACCGGGCCUGUGUGCACCCUAUUCACACUCUUGUGGUGAUCGCCAUCCUUGCCAGCACUACCUAUGUGGGUCUGCUCGAAGGCAGCCUGCUUGAUACCCCGAAAGACUCGUUAAGUGUCGCGGGACAGGUCGACACCGAUGCCCUUCUCCAGGGAAGUCGAAAUCUGCGACUCGGAGAAUCAACUUCCUGGAAGUGGCAGGCGGAAGAUGCGUGGACUGACCCCCAGAAUAAGAAGCCUGCUGCCCAGCACCUGGCUCUGACGACCCUCAUCUUCCCUGAUUCCACCAACUCUGAUUCAACUGCCCCGGCAGCUGAUGAUGUCCCGAUUCCUGCCGAUAUCUCCGCCAACUCGGUACCGUACACCCCGAACCUCUUCUCGCAUUUUACUCAUGACGCUUCCCUGGUUUACACCGUGCCCUUUGAACAAGUCUCCGAACUUUUGAGAGCUGUGCAGGAGAUCCCUGCCCCACCCACGGAUGGGAAUGAGGUGGAAUCCAAGAAAUGGAUCAUGAGAGCUGCUCGUGGCCCGGUCCACGGAUCCCGCAGAGCUGUAAAGCUCUGGAUCGCGGAUUCAUGGAAUUCCUUUGUGGAUCUGAUCAAGCACGCGGAAACCAUUGACAUUGUUAUCAUGGCUCUUGGCUACCUCUCGAUGCACCUGAGUUUCGUCUCACUCUUCUUCUCCAUGCGACGAUUGGGCUCCAACUUUUGGCUUGGGGCUACCGUGCUCCUCUCUGGCACCUUUGCAUUCCUUUUUGGACUACACGUGACCACUAGGCUGGGCGUGCCUAUCAACCUCCUCUUGCUGUCUGAAGGUCUUCCAUUCUUGGUUGUCACCAUUGGAUUUGAGAAGCCGAUUAUGUUCACUCGGGCCGUCCUGAAAGCUUCCGUGGACAAUCGCCGACCUCUUCCCGGCGCUGCCCCUCGCCCGCUGGCAUCGAGCACACCGAGGUCCAUCCAGGACUCUAUCGCAGCUGCGAUUAAGGACCAAGGUUACGAGAUCGUUCAGCACUACUGCAUUGAGAUUGGUCUAUUGGCUUUGGGUGCGGCAUCUGGCGUCCAGGGUGGACUCCAGCAGUUCUGCUUCCUCGCAGCUUUGAUCUUGUUCUUUGACUGCGUGCUUCUCUUCACCUUCUAUACCACCAUUCUCUGCAUCAAGCUCGAGAUCACUCGGAUAAAGCGUCACGUGGCACUUCGCAAGGCCUUAGAAGAAGAUGGCAUUACCCACACCGUUGCCGAGAAUGUCGCUUCUAGCAACGACUGGCCUAACGCCAGAUCUGGCGAGGCGGACACCAGCAUCUUUGGCCGCAAGAUCAAGUCGAGCAAUGUGCGCCGGUUCAAGAUUAUCAUGGUUGGUGGUUUGAUUUUGAUCAAUGUCGUGAACAUGUCAGCCAUUCCUUUCCGGAACACCGGCAACGGUGGCCUGCUCUCGCGUUUCUCCAACGUCCUGUCUCCUACCCCCAUCGAUCCUUUCAAAGUGGCAGAGAAUGGCCUGGAUAGUGUGUACGUGGCUGCCAAGAGCCAGAAGCAGGAGACUAUUGUUACCAUCCUUUCGCCGAUCAAGUACAAGUUGGAGUACCCCUCAGUUCACUACGCAGCUCUUACCGACUCUGGUUCGUUUGACAUCGAGUACACUGAUCAGUUCUUGGAUGCCGUGGGUGGCAAGGUUCUCGAAAGUCUGCUCAAGAGCGUCGAAGACCCUGUCAUCAGCAAAUGGAUCAUCGCCGCUUUGACUCUCAGCAUCAUCCUUAACGGAUAUCUUUUCAAUGCUGCCCGUUGGAGUAUCAAGGACCCUGAGACCCUUCCCGAGCCUGUGAUCGCACCGAAGGUCUACCCCAAGUUUGAACCAAAUGAACAACAGUCAAGAAGGAGCGUCGAAGAAUGCGAGUCUCUGCUCAGGGCAAAGCGUGCGCCCUUGCUUACCGAUGAGGAGCUGAUCGAUCUUUCCCUCCGCGGCAAGCUUCCAGGUUACGCGCUGGAAAAGUCUAUGGAGGAUGAGAACUUGAUGAGUCGUGUUGAUGCCUUUACUCGUGCUGUGAAGAUCCGCAGAUCUGUGGUCUCCCGGACUCCUACUACCUCUGCUAUCACUUCCGUUUUGGAAAACUCCAAGCUCCCCUACCUGAAUUACAACUAUGGCCUUGUCCACGGUGCUUGCUGUGAAAACGUUAUCGGAUACUUGCCCCUUCCUGUUGGUGUCGCUGGUCCUCUCAAUAUCGAUGGACAAAAUUACUUUAUCCCCAUGGCUACUACCGAAGGUGUCUUGGUGGCUAGUACAAGUCGUGGCUCCAAGGCAAUCAACGCCGGUGGUGGUGCAGUGACUGUGCUGACCGGUGAUGGUAUGACUCGUGGUCCUUGUGUAACUUUCCCAACCUUGGCCCGGGCUGCCGCUGCUAAGGUUUGGAUCGAUUCCGAGGAAGGCCGGAGUAUCAUGACAACAGCUUUCAACUCGACCAGUCGCUUUGCCCGUCUGCAGAGCAUCAAGACUGCCCUUGCCGGAACCUACCUGUAUAUCCGCUUCAAGACUACCACUGGUGAUGCCAUGGGUAUGAACAUGAUCUCUAAAGGCUGCGAGAAGGCACUGGACGUUAUGCAUAAGGAGUGUGGUUUCGAUGACAUGUCCAUCAUUUCGCUUUCUGGUAACUUCUGCACAGAUAAGAAGUCUGCUGCUAUCAACUGGACUGAUGGCCGUGGUAAGUCCGUCGUGGCAGAGGCUAUCAUUCCUGGCCAUAUUGUCAAGAGUGUCCUUAAGAGCGACGUCGACGCACUGGUUGAGCUGAACGUCAGCAAGAAUUUGAUCGGAAGUGCGAUGGCGGGCAGCUUGGGUGGCUUCAACGCUCAUGCUUCUAACAUCGUGUCUGCCAUUUUCCUGGCCACUGGUCAGGAUCCGGCCCAGAACGUUGAGAGCAGCAGCUGUAUCACAACCAUGAAGAACAACAAUGGCAACCUCCAGAUCGCUGUGUCUAUGCCUUCCAUUGAGGUAGGCACCAUUGGCGGUGGCACUAUCCUUGAAGCGCAAGGUGCUAUGCUGGAUCUCCUGGGUGUCCGCGGUGCUCACUCGACUUACCCCGGCGAAAACGCACGCCAGUUGUCUCGUAUCAUUGCUGCCUCCGUUCUCGCCGGUGAGCUCAGUCUCUGCUCUGCGCUCGCCGCCGGUCAUCUCGUCAAGGCACACAUGGCCCACAACCGUAGCGCAGCUCCCACACGGUCCUCAACCCCCGUGUCUUCUGCCGUUAGCGCCACCCGUGGCCUUUCCAUGACCUCCAAAUAA